UCAAUCCAGUCAUCCCAAUUAAGGACAACCGUGGGAGUAGUGAGAGGGACUUUGGGGACAUCCAGGGAGAAACAAGCAGUGCCCAGGGCUGGACUCUGGUCCCAGCCCCCUACCUUUCCUUGGGGCCAACCUGUUGGUGUGUCCAAGCAGGGCAAGCUCCCUCCCUCCGGUGCUCCUUGCCACGGUCUUCUCCAGUCAGGAAAACUGAGGUCUCCACGUCCUCAGAAGCUCCAAGCAGCCUAUUUGUCCCCAAAUAAAGCUGCUUUUUGGGGCGUUUCUGCACAAUCACGGGUCAGCACUGAGAGCACUGGGCAGCUGCACACAGGCUGCCUCUUCUCCCAUCAAAAUUCUGUUUUGCGGGAAAGGAAAUGUUUUUUCUGAGCAAAUACCCAGAGGACGAACACUGCAGCAGUUACAUCUCACUUUGAAAGAAUCUUGAUGCUUUUAGGAUUCAACCUGAAAUCUCAUUAGACUGCCUCCCAGCAUGAGAAUCCCUCUCCUCUGAUUCAUCCUGCACCAGGCCUGGGGGAGAGUUUGGAAUUUGUUGCCUGAGCCAUCAGUUUGGAUUCACACCAAUUGGUCUGGGGGCUCCAGAGCCCUCCUGGACUGGCUGGUACCCACUGAGAGAGCCUGGAGAGGCUGGUGGCAGACGGGGGGAUGGCAGGGGGCAGCACACACGACCCCACAUCCCUCCCUGCAACCCCACACCAGAAGCACCCAUUCAGCCCCACCGAAGUUUUGGGGUGGCAGAAGAGGUGAAAGGGUCUUGGGGACAUCCCAACAGGGGCAUGGGGGACAUCACUGCUGGGAUGGCACGUCCCAGAGCAAAGCGGGGUGUCACAGCCUGUCCCACCUGUGUUGGGAUCACUAGGAAAAGACAGGAGCUGGUGGGUGCCCCUCACACAGGUGCCAGGGACAGAGACUCCAGCAUGGCACAGCACGGGUGUGACAGCAGGGGUGGCAGUGACAGCAGGGCCAGGGCAGUGAGUCACCCCCCUGGUGCCUCACUCCACCCCUGGACUUUGCCUCCUGCGAUGCUCAGGGCAAUAAAUCCCAGGCUGGGAGGCGGGAUUGGGGCGUCGGGAGGGCGCAGGGGUCCCGUCCCUGUGGGCUGCGCUGUGCAGGGGGAUCUGCACGAGUGGGGUUGGGAUGGGGAGUGGCGUCAGGAGUGGGAUGGGAAUGAGUGUGCCAGAGGCAGCGGGCAGCAGUGCGAGGGAGCGUCGCGCAGGCAGGCAGGACAUGCAGGUGGCAGUGUGACGCUUCUGCACCGCGAGGCUCUGCCGGGAGAAGGUCACCUGUGUGCCAGGACACUGUACGUGUGUCCCGGCCGCUGUCACCGCCGCGGCCCCAGCCCCGUGGCGGGCGGGCCCGGCGGGCGGGUGACAGCCGCACCCUGCAGCGGGCGGGCGCCUCCCGCCUCCCCGUCCCCAUCCCUGUCCCCGCCGAGGCCACUCGGGCUCCGUGGCCUCAGCGGACACCCCCAUGCAGCGGGAGCGUGGGGAGCAGAGCCCAGGAGCCCCCGAAACCGAGGUCAAGGCUGUCAUCGUGGGGGAUGGCGGCUGCGGGAAGACGUCCCUGCUGGUGGCCUUCGCCAAAGGGGACUUCCCCAAGGUCUAUGUCCCCACCGUGUUCGAGAAGUACACGGCGUCCCUCCAGGUUUCCGGCAAGCCCGUGAAGAUCCACCUGUGGGACACAGCAGGCCAGGAAGACUAUGACAGGCUUCGCCCUCUGUCCUAUUCAGACGCCAACGUUGUCCUCAUGUGCUUUGAUGUCACCGACUCCAGCAGCUUUGACAACAUCCUAACAAAGUGGUACCCGGAGGUGAACCACUUCUGCAAGGGGGUCCCGGUGCUGCUGGUGGGCUGCAAGACGGACCUGCGGCAGGACCAGGAGGUGCUGCAGAAGCUGAAGGACGGACGGAUGGAGCCCGUCUCCCGCCAGCAGGGAGAGGCCAUGGCCCGGCAGGUCCGCGCCGUGUCCUACAUGGAAUGCUCGGCCAGGUACCAGGAUAACGUCGGGAACAUCUUUGUGACAGCCUGCAAUGCCGCCAUCAGUGCCGCCCGCCGCAGGCAGCGCAAGGCGGGACCCAGGAGGGUCUGCCUGAUCCUCUGAGCCCCCCGGCAAGGCACAGCCCCCCAGGAUCUCCUGCUGUCCCCGAGCUCCGACCGCACCACGGCUGCUGCCACACCUCUGCCUCCGCCACCACCGGGAUGCCGCUGCCACCCUCCCUGCCCGGGGCUGGCACCGCUGGUCACCACGGGGGGACAGCAGGAAAGCUUUCCUUGGCACAAACUGUCACGCCUGGAUCCCAGAGACCUGUGCCACCACGGCUGCCAGCAUGCCCUGCCAGCCGGGCUCUGGGGGCAGAGAACUGAUUUGGGGCUCCCCUUCCCGCUGGCAGGCCAGCGCCGGAGGGUGACACGGGGUGACUGCAGGGCGAUCUUCUGCCAUUAAAGUGACACAAAACUCAUCGGCGUGAAGGGUCCCUGGGGCAGGAGCAGCUCCUGCACGGCCUGGGGACAUCGGGGACUCCAGGUGGGCGUCAGGGACAUGGUGUGGGUGUUGGGGUCCCACCAUGGGCCCGGGGUGGAUGAGAGACCACUGGGAUGGGGUCACCUGCUGAUUUUGGGCUGAGGUGUAUGUGAGCAUGUCCAGGUGUGUGCUGCACAUACAGGUCUACAACCAUAUGUAUAGUUAUAUAUAUAUAUAUGUUUUUUAAUAUAUAUUACCGUAUAAUGUAUAUCUAACUAUAUAGCUACUUCAUAACCACCCAUAUCACUAUAUUUAUUUUAUAUAGCACUGCAUACAUUUAGGUUAUGACUAUUUAUAUAACUAUGUAUAGUUUAUAAAAACAUUGUUAAUGUC
Taeniopygia guttata (zebra finch) is the source of this 2865-nucleotide messenger RNA. It is a transcript of the gene RHOD, whose product is annotated as ras homolog family member D. Gene Ontology annotation, molecular function: GTP binding; GTPase activity. The record is from RefSeq and is a predicted model, not a curated record. Gene Ontology annotation, biological process: small GTPase-mediated signal transduction. NCBI's taxonomy places the organism in Eukaryota, Metazoa, Chordata, Aves, Passeriformes, Estrildidae.